AUGUUGUCCCGUGCCAUCCAACGAGGCUCUUUGAGACGCCUCUAUAACCCUCGUUUUAGGUCAAUUACAGUGCUAUCGUUGAAUAAAUCGACUACACCUUCACAAUCGUUUUAUCACACACUCUCUGGUACUAAAAUCGCCAAAAGCAUCAGAGAUGACGCUCUCAUAAAGAUUGAACAGAUUCGGACCCAAAUUCCCACUUUCAAGCCCACUUUGAAGAUUUUUCAAAUCGGUGCUAGACCUGACUCUACUGCAUAUGUCCGCAUGAAGUUAAAAGCGUCCAAAGAAAGCGGAGUGCAUUGUGACGUCGAAAAGCUGCCAGAGAACAUUUCAGAGGCAGAAGUGCUCAAUAAGAUCGAAGCUGUCAACCAGGACGACUCAGUUCAUGGUCUUUUGAUCCAGCUACCGUUACCUAAACAUUUAGACGAAACUAAAAUCACUAAUUCCGUUGUCCCUUCCAAGGACGUGGACGGUUUCCAUCGUUACAACGCUGGAGAGCUGGCCAAAAAGGGAGGUGAGCCUUUGUUCAUUCCAUGCACCCCAAACGGAUGUAUCAGGCUAUUGAAAGAGGCUGGCCUUGAUAUCCGAGGCAAAAAUGCUGUGGUAUUGGGCCGUUCUGACAUUGUCGGUACUCCUGUUUCGUCAUUGUUGAGAAACUUGGAUGCCACCGUCACUGUUUGUCACAGUAGCACUACCAACCUGCCUGGAAUCCUUUCACAGGCGGAUAUUGUGGUAGCUGCUUUGGGCAGAGCCAACUACGUCAAAGGAGAAUGGCUCAAGGAUGGUGCUGUUGUCAUCGAUGUCGGCAUCAACUAUAUUCCAGACUCAUCUAAAAAAUCGGGUCAAAAAUUGGUCGGUGACGUUGAAUUUGAAUCUGCCAAGGACAAAGCGUCUUUCAUCACACCUGUCCCCGGUGGGGUUGGCCCAAUGACUGUCGCAAUGCUAGUCCAGAAUGUACUACUAGCGGCUGAAAGACAACUUGCAGAGGCUAAUAAGAUGCCCGCCAUUUCGCCUCUGCCACUAAAACUUCUCAACCCUGUGCCCUCCGAUAUCGCCAUUUCAAGGGCGCAAACACCUAAACCAAUUAGCACAGUAGCUGCAGAGCUCGGAAUCCACUCCAACGAGCUUGAACUUUUUGGCCAUUACAAGGCUAAGGUCUCUCCAUCGAUUAUCAACCGCUUGGAAGAUCGUGAAAAUGGUAAAUAUGUCUUGGUCGCUGGUAUCACCCCAACACCGCUAGGAGAAGGUAAGUCUACUACAACAAUGGGUAUAGUGCAGGCGCUGACAGCUCACUUGGGGAAGGCCUCGGUUGCUAACGUGCGUCAGCCGUCAAUGGGCCCCACGUUUGGUGUAAAAGGCGGUGCUGCCGGUGGUGGGUAUGCCCAAGUUAUUCCAAUGGACGAGUUCAAUAUGCAUCUCACAGGUGACAUCCAUGCCAUCUCUGCAGCUAAUAACCUGCUAGCUGCUGCCAUCGAUACACGUAUGUUUCAUGAGUCCACUCAGAAGAAGGAUGGCACAUUUUACAACAGACUUGUGCCCAAAAAAAAAGGCACCCGUACUUUCACGAAGUCUAUGCUGAAGCGCCUGGAAAAGCUUGGUAUCUCACACACCAAUCCUGAUGACCUAACAGCGGAUGAGAUCAACAAGUUUGCUCGUUUGAAUAUCGACCCUGAAACUAUUACAAUCAAGAGAGUUGUCGAUGUUAAUGACCGUAUGCUACGUCAGGUCACAGUGGGCCAAGCAGCAACUGAAAAAGGGUUCACAAGGUCCACUGGUUUUGAUAUCACAGUUGCGUCUGAACUUAUGGCUAUCCUUGCCCUGUCGAGAGACUUGAAAGACAUGAGGCGUAGAGUUGGUAACAUGGUCGUUGCUGCGAACAAAUCCGGUGAGCCAAUUACAGCCGAAGAUGUGGACUGUGCGGGUGCAGUUACUGCUUUGUUGAAAGAUGCUAUCAAACCAAAUCUGAUGCAGUCUUUGGAGGGUACCCCGGUCAUGGUGCACGCGGGCCCAUUUGCAAAUAUCUCGAUUGGUGCAUCCUCUGUUAUAGCCGAUAGAGUUGCACUAAAAUUGAUGGGUAAACCCAAGAAUAGUGGAUCUGACGUCGAAAGUGGAUACGUCGUCACCGAGGCAGGUUUCGAUUUUACUAUGGGUGGUGAGCGUUUCUUCAACAUCAAAUGUCGCUCUUCUGGGCUUACCCCAGACACAGUCGUGUUAGUUGCGACCGUGAGAGCUUUGAAACUACAUGGUGGUGCGCCAGAUGUCAAACCCGGACAGUCUCUGCCUGUCGAGUACACUGAAGAAAAUGUUGACCUCGUUGCUAAGGGUGUAGCAAACUUGUGCAAACAAAUCUCUAACGCCAAGCAGUUUGGAGUCCCUGUUGUUGUCGCUAUCAACAAGUUCGAGUCCGACACAGAUGCCGAGGUUGAAGCAAUCCGUAAAGCAGCCAAAGAAGCUGGCGCGUACGACGCAGUCGCCACCACCCAUUGGGCUGAGGGUGGUCAAGGUGCCGUUGAACUCGCGAAAGCUGUUGUUCAGGCCAGCAAAGAGCGCGCCGAUUUUAAAUUUCUCUACGACACUGAUCAAUCAGUCGAACAAAAGUUGACUACAAUUGUUCAGAAGAUGUACGGGGGUGCUGAGGUCGAGAUUUCUCCCCUAGCGCAGCAAAAAAUUGACAUGUACGAACAACAAGGUUUUGGUAACUUGCCAAUUUGCAUUGCCAAGACGCAGUACUCCUUAUCGCACGACCCGGCGCUAAAGAAUGUUCCUACUGGCUUCAAAUUCCCAAUUAGAGACGUUAGAGCUUCAAUUGGUGCUGGAUACCUGUACGCCUUGGCCGCUGAGAUUCAAACUAUUCCAGGAUUGUCGACCUACGCAGGUUACAUGAACGUUGAAGUGGACGAAGACGGAGAGAUUGAUGGUCUUUUCUAA
Messenger RNA from Lachancea sp. 'fantastica', 2928 nucleotides. Lineage: Eukaryota; Fungi; Ascomycota; Saccharomycetes; Saccharomycetales; Saccharomycetaceae. The record is from the annotation of a GenBank genome assembly.